This is a messenger RNA of Aaosphaeria arxii CBS 175.79, 1970 nucleotides long. Its product is annotated as amino acid transporter. Gene Ontology annotation, biological process: transmembrane transport. Lineage: Eukaryota; Fungi; Ascomycota; Dothideomycetes; Pleosporales. Gene Ontology annotation, molecular function: transmembrane transporter activity. The record is from RefSeq and is a predicted model, not a curated record. The transcript has a single exon. Gene Ontology annotation, cellular component: membrane. Bases 418 to 1899 code for a protein of 493 amino acids.
CCUUCAGUCUGGAGUUGCUCGUGUCUGUUGGACGCUAACAAGAUAUCGACUGUGGGGAUCGCAUUGGCCUACUGGAUUUUGACUAGCGCCUCUCUGAUAGAGACGACAUAUCUCGGACCGCCCUGCUCAAAGCGAUUCGGGCAGUCGGACCUGUGCACAUGGACAAGAUAUGCGCUUUCCCUCCUGAUUGGAUGAGUCUGGUAUGAAUGUCCAACAGCAUAUAACACCUGGACAUUCAUUUCAUCUGCAACAUAUCCCUAGGCAGAUUGUGCUUUGCAUGAAGCUACGCUCAUUAGGACGCGAACAUAACCAGUGCUCCACACCUACCUCCAUCUUUUCCGGGCAAUCAGUUGAUCAUUCACCUUAUAUAUAGCCAUUAAACACCAUUCAACUUUCCGUACUCGAAGCAUCCCCAACAUGGAAGAGAAAGUCGACACCGACGUUCAACAACGAUCCUCAUCCUCGAUCCGACGUGGAGAGGUGACUUAUAACAAUCUCAAACCGUUCACGACGUUAUCCGCACUAGGAAUCGGCUAUGGAACUACAAACACUGCCGUGGGAAUUCUGCUAGUCCUUGGUAGCACAAUACCCAUGGGUGGUUCUCCACUUGUCUUCUGGGGCUUCUUGCUGAUGGCAGUGGUUGGUUUGGCGACAGCGACGACAUUGGGAGAGCUCGCUUCGGCCUAUCCCCAUCCAGGUGGUCAGUACAUCUGGGUCAACCAGUUGGCUCCAGCCGGUUCUCGACGGGCGAUGUCGUAUACCACUGCGAUGAUCAGCUGGCUGGCUGCCGUAGUGACGGGAUCAUCUGCUUGUCUGUCGGUCCCGGUUGGUAUCAUUUCCAUCAUCUCCCUCUUGGAUCCCACCUUUGUACCUAAGAGAUGGAUGGCAUUUAUCGGCUACCAGCUGCUCAAUCUCUUGACGCUCUUCCUGGCCACUUUCGAACACGCGUUACCAAACAUCUCGAAGAUUCUCCUUCUCUUCAGCUGCCUGACGAUUGCGACCAUCUUCGUCACUCUGUUCGCCAUGUCGGACGUCCAUCCCACGGCUAAGGAUUUCUUCACGACAGUCACAAACGUGUCCGGAUGGAAUAACGGUGUCGCCUUCAUCAUUGGAAUGAACGGAGCCAACUGGAGCUUCUCUUGCCUCGAUGUAGCCACCCAUCUUGCGGAAGAGAUCCCCAACCCCGCGAGAAACAUCCCCAAAGCCCUCAUGUGGACCAUCAUUAUCGGCUUCGUCUCAGGCCUUCUCGUCAUCAUGGCCGUGAUGCUGAACAUCCAAACCAUCGACGGCGAAGGAAACAACACCGCAAUCAGCCUCUUCUACCAAAUCACCAACAGCAAGGCUGCCGCCGUCGGCAUCUGGAUCCCCGUCGUCAUCACCACCGCCGGCGCCGUCUGGUCCAUCCAAACCUGGCAAUCCCGCCUCGCCUGGACCAUCAGCCGCGAGCAGGGAUUCCCUCUCCACCGAUACCUCAGCAAGCUCGCCCCGGAGCCCUUCCACACCCCCGUGUACUCGAUGAUCAUGUCGAGCGCAUUCACCGCCCUCGCCGGCUGCCUCUACCUCGGCUCCGAACUCGCCUUCAACUCCCUCAUCUCCGUCGGCUUGUUGUUGCAGUACAUCAGCUACAGCAUCCCCACCAUUCUCAUGCUCGUUCAAGGUCGCUCGAACUUCGCGCAUGGCCCGUUCUGGUACCCUAAGCUUGGUCUGCUGGCGAAUAUUGUGAUGCUGUCGUGGACGGCAAUCGCGAUCGUGUUUUACUGCCUGCCGUACUAUAUUCCUGUCGUCGCGGUGCAGAUGAACUACGCGUCGCCUGUGCUUGUCGCUGUGGCGGUUUUGAUUCUCAGUUUGUGGUUCAUUUAUGCGAAGAGAAAUUAUGAGGUCAAGGAGAUUCUGGAUUAGUGAAUUAGGGAAUUCAAUAAUCCACGGGCGGGCGUGAAUAGUAUAUUUACUACAAUAGCUUAAUCCACUUU